Molecule: messenger RNA, 848 nt
Organism: Prorocentrum cordatum
Lineage: Eukaryota; Dinophyceae; Prorocentrales; Prorocentraceae
Source: the annotation of a GenBank genome assembly
UUUGGCAUUCCUCCCUGGGCGGCUUCACGCAACGAGGUUGCUCCACCAAUAAGACCCCGGCUAUCCGCUCGAGCACUCCCGGCUCGCCGGCCUCCGCAGUCUCGCGCGGGAACACCACGCCGGGAUGCCAUCAGCACCGGGGGCCUGCCGUCGCGCGAGUGGACCCAGGGCGUGUCGGCGGGGUCGACGAGGGCGCCCCUGCAGAUGAGCCGCAGGCGCCGGCGGUCCUCCUCGCCGAGGCCGAACAGCCAGCCGACAAAGCCGUGCAGCGUCUGGCCCUCGGGCAGCCGGAGGCCCGUGAGGUGGACGCCGUGGUAGCGCACGGCAAACACCGCUGGGCCAGAGGCGUCGCCUUCCCGCCAGGGUGCGAAUCGCCCCGCGGCAGUUCGGGCACGCGGCGCCGCGGCCCAAGGCGGAGGCCGCCAGCAGCUUGGAGAUGCACUGGCCCGUGCAGAAGCGGUGGCCGCAGCCCGUCGUGAGCGCCUCGCCGCUCGCCUGCAGGCAGAUCGUGCAGUGCUCCGCGGCGCCCUCCGCGGCAACGCCCGCGCUCGCCAUCUCGGGCGGCGCCGUGGAGGGAGGGGGGCUCGGGAGGAGGAGCGGGCCCAGGGGGAGCCGAGGCGUAGGAUGAGACUGAGACCACGCGCGGGGCAAGGCAACGCGCCGAUGUCCGCCCCGCGGGGGGGAAGGCGGCCCGCGCGGGAGCGCCGCGGCUCGGACUCGGACGCCGCGGGAGCACAGCUGCUUCGGGGCUGCGAGGGGCAGCCGCGGAGCUGCCCGUGCGCAGCCCGAACGGGGACGCGAGGGGAGGAGGGGAGCAGGGACCGACGAUUCCGGCAUUCCUAUAGUCC